Molecule: messenger RNA, 2801 nt
Organism: Mandrillus leucophaeus (drill)
Lineage: Eukaryota; Metazoa; Chordata; Mammalia; Primates; Cercopithecidae
Gene: RARG
Product: retinoic acid receptor, gamma
Exons: 8
Coding region: 355-1686 (443 amino acids)
Biological process (GO): regulation of transcription by RNA polymerase II; retinoic acid receptor signaling pathway; cellular response to corticotropin-releasing hormone stimulus
Cellular component (GO): nucleus; transcription regulator complex
Molecular function (GO): RNA polymerase II cis-regulatory region sequence-specific DNA binding; zinc ion binding; nuclear receptor activity
Source: RefSeq, a predicted model, not a curated record
UCUCAGCUCUGCUCAUCUUGGUGCCCGGCCCCCUUCGCUCUCCAAGCCCCACCCCCCACCCCUCCGGGCUUCGCUUUUUAAAAAGGUCUCCCCAUUGCUAGCUGCCGAGGCACCCAGAUAGAGCUGGACAGAGGCUAAAGCGGCAGCCCCAGCUUCGCGCCCCGCCCAGUCCCUUUCCCCUGCUGGGGAUCCCCCUCUUCCCCGCCCACCCCUUACCCCGCAUGCAGCCCAGCGCCCUAUGCUAGCCCUCCCCCUCCCCCCCUGCUGGAGCGGGGCGCCGCCGGGGGAGGAGGGGGAAUCGGCUGCGGGUCCUUGGUGUUUCUAGCACCCAGCUUCCCUCCAAGCCGGGUCGCGAUGUACGACUGUAUGGAAACGUUUUCCCCGGGUCCGCGACGGCUGUACGGGGCGGCCGGGCCCGGGACCGGCUUGCUGCGCAGAGCCACCGGCGGCUCCUGUUUCGCCGGACUUGAGUCUUUUGCCUGGCCGCAACCCACCAGCCUGCAAUCGGUGGAGACACAGAGCACCAGCUCAGAGGAGAUGGUGCCCAGCUCGCCCUCGCCCCCUCCGCCUCCUCGGGUCUACAAGCCAUGCUUCGUGUGCAAUGACAAGUCCUCUGGCUACCACUAUGGGGUCAGCUCUUGUGAAGGCUGCAAGGGCUUCUUUCGCCGAAGCAUCCAGAAGAACAUGGUGUACACGUGUCAUCGCGACAAAAACUGUAUCAUCAACAAGGUGACCAGGAAUCGCUGCCAGUACUGCCGGCUACAGAAGUGCUUCGAAGUGGGCAUGUCCAAGGAAGCUGUGCGAAAUGACCGGAACAAGAAGAAGAAAGAGGUGAAGGAAGAAGGGUCACCUGACAGCUAUGAGCUGAGCCCCCAAUUAGAAGAGCUCAUCACCAAGGUCAGCAAAGCCCAUCAGGAGACCUUCCCCUCGCUCUGCCAGCUGGGCAAGUAUACCACGAACUCCAGUGCAGACCACCGCGUGCAGCUAGAUCUGGGGCUGUGGGACAAGUUCAGCGAGCUGGCCACCAAGUGCAUCAUCAAGAUCGUGGAGUUUGCCAAGCGGUUGCCUGGCUUUACAGGGCUCAGCAUUGCUGAUCAGAUAACUCUGCUCAAGGCUGCCUGCCUAGAUAUCCUGAUGCUGCGGAUCUGCACAAGGUACACCCCAGAGCAGGACACUAUGACCUUCUCCGACGGGCUGACCCUGAACCGGACCCAGAUGCACAAUGCCGGCUUCGGGCCCCUCACAGACCUUGUCUUUGCCUUUGCUGGGCAGCUCCUGCCCCUGGAGAUGGAUGACACCGAGACAGGGCUGCUCAGCGCCAUCUGCCUCAUCUGCGGAGACCGCAUGGACCUGGAGGAGCCCGAAAAAGUGGACAAGCUGCAGGAGCCACUGCUGGAAGCCCUGAGGCUAUAUGCCCGGCGCCGGCGGCCCAGCCAGCCCUACAUGUUCCCAAGGAUGCUCAUGAAAAUUACCGACCUCCGGGGCAUCAGCACUAAGGGAGCUGAAAGGGCUAUUACCCUGAAGAUGGAGAUUCCAGGCCCGAUGCCUCCCCUAAUCCGAGAGAUGCUGGAGAACCCUGAAAUGUUUGAGGAUGACUCCUCGCAGCCUGGUCCCCAUCCCAAUGCCUCUAGCGAGGAUGAGGUUCCCGGGGGCCAGGGCAAAGGGGGCCUGAAGUCCCCAGCCUGACCAGGGCCCCUGACCUCUCCGCUGUGGGGGUUGGGGCUCCAGGCAGCAGACUGACCAUCUCCCAGACUGCCAGUGACUGGGGGAGGACCUGCUCUGCCCUCUCCCCACCCCUUCCAAUGAGCUCCUUGUUUUUGCCAAAGUUUCCAGGGGUGCCUCUGUGUUCAUCCCCUUCCCGAUCUAACCGGCUCCCUCGCCAGUCCUGGGGGCCUGCCCUGCUCCCACCAGGAGAGAGGGCAGAGGGAUGAGCCUGAGUUUGGACUCUAAAAUCUCAGCACUGCCCCUCAGGUACCAGGGUCCUAGGCUCCCCAGGGCAAGAGGAAGACCCUGCCAUUCCACAGCCCCUUCCUCUGCCAGGUGCUUGGCUCUCUGGGAGCAAAUAGGAACACUAGAGACCAAAAAGGGGGCAAAGGAGAAGGGCUGAGCCCACCUUUUUGCCCCUACCCUUGGUGCCUAAUGCUGUGUGAUGCACCUGCAGGGUGUGUGCUAGCCUCUGUGCCCCGUCCUUGUGCCAGGUCAAGGUGGGGGCAGGCUGGGCCCUGCAUUUCUGGGGCAGGAACAGAGGGUGAAAGGGACAGAUAGAUGCAGGUCCAUUCUGCACCUCUUGGCUCGGGUGCAGAGUUCACCCUGUGCCCUCCGUUACAAGUCCCUCCCCCAGCCCUGUCAUGUGCCUUGGGCUCCUCCUGCCCUCCAUCUCAGCCAUCGGGGCAGGGACCCUCCUACACUACAGAGGGGCCAGGGGAUCCCUCUCUCCCUAGUGCCUUCCACCCUUUACCCCCCAGAGCAGCUUGGCCCAGGGAGGGGGGAUGCUGCUUAGCUGAUCCUGCCCUGACCCAGAGGAAGCCUCUAUUUAUUUAUUAGCUUUUGUUUACACCCUGGAAUUGACCCCUUCCUCCAGGGGUCUUGGGUGGGGGAGCCCAGGGCCCCUGUGACCCCUCCCUUCUUCCUCCAAUCCCCAGUUUGUAUUUAGCUGCCAAAUAAGAUUCCCAUUGGCUCCCUGUGUUCUCUUGGGGGGUCAGGGUACUGUCCCCUCCCCUCUGUUUACAUCUCCCCUCUACCCCGCUGUAUUGCAUAUUGCUGAGUUUUCUAUUUUUGCAAAAUAAAGUGAUGGAAACUCA